UGCAAAUCCUAAAGCUAAUGGCAGGAACAGCAACAUUAUCCUCGUUGAUCAACCUCAACGUCACACCCCUCCACUCCUCGCUCUCACCGUCUGCACAUUUUCCAUUACCACACCACAUCCAAACCCCUAGUUUGAAGCCCAACAUAAUCAGCAAUAUUUGUCACAGCAAGCUGAACAGUAGUGCAGCUAGUGAAGUGGAAGCUGAGGAAAUUGAUGGAGAUUUCUUCUUCGAGGGUGAUCAUGGGGUGGUAGAGGAUGAUGAAAGUGAUGAGGAAGAUACAGAAAGCAGUGUUGAUUUGUUAAUAAGGUUCUUGCAAAGCAUGUUAAAGAAAGUUUCCAAGCGUGCCAAGAAGGCUUCUCGCUCUGUUUUGCCGGCCCAAAUACCGGCUCAGCUGGUGUCUUUUGCAGUUGAUGGCGUUCUACUUUUGGCUUCACUUUCAAUUGUUAAAGCACUUCUUGAGGUGGUCUGCACUCUUGGAGGCACUGUGUUUGUGGUGAUCCUGUUUCUACGUGUGAUUUGGGCCACCAUUUCUUAUUUCCAAUCAAGUGGCAAUAAUUUUAACCAGGGUGGAAGUUCUUUUGCUACAGCACAGUAAGUAACAUAAUUUUCACUAUUGGUGGAAAGCACUCUUUUUUCUGAAUUUCCUCACAGAAUGGCUUUGAAAGCUCUCUCUCUACAAAAUGCUACAUGACUACUACAACAUGUUCAACCUUUUCAUUGUUGCCUCCAGUUCUUGUGUAAAUGUGAAAGGAAGUGUAAAAUUGAGUAGGAAGCGAUUCAAACUGCGCACUAUUUUAUUUGUUAGUACAAUGGUUCAUUUACCCU
This is a messenger RNA of Quercus robur (English oak), 826 nucleotides long. Its product is annotated as protein SHORT HYPOCOTYL IN WHITE LIGHT 1. Gene Ontology annotation, biological process: regulation of abscisic acid-activated signaling pathway; negative regulation of photomorphogenesis. NCBI's taxonomy places the organism in Eukaryota, Viridiplantae, Streptophyta, Magnoliopsida, Fagales, Fagaceae. The record is from RefSeq and is a predicted model, not a curated record. The transcript has 4 exons. Bases 18 to 596 code for a protein of 192 amino acids.